Messenger RNA from Cuscuta campestris, 1231 nucleotides. NCBI's taxonomy places the organism in Eukaryota, Viridiplantae, Streptophyta, Magnoliopsida, Solanales, Convolvulaceae. The record is from the annotation of a GenBank genome assembly.
GAUCUGAAGAAGGAAGUAACGUAUUCUUCGAUCAUCGACAAGAUCUUCAGAAAUUAAAUCUGCGUGAAUCGUGAUCUUCUCAGACAAGGAUAUUGAGGCCAGUUUUACAAGGCAGUAAUGCAUCUGCCUAAUUCUUCAUGUAUGAUCAGGAACGUUGGAGGGGGUAAUUAACAACCGCAGCGCUUGAAGAAGAGAGAGGGAAGCUGAGGUGGUGCCUGCGUGUGGACUGAUAAUUAAAUAUGAAUUGUCUUUAAUUAAGUGUUUACUUUAUUUUGUAAUAAUGUUUUUAUUAAUUAAAUAUAAAUAUCAUAAUGUGUAACAACAAUGUAUGGAAGACAUGAAUCAUGAACAAGUUUAAUAAUUAAGCUAUUUCCUUUUCUGACUUGAUUUAUGAUCUAUAUAUAGUGAAUGUACCCUCACAUGUCGUCUCACCUUCUCUGUAAAUGCAACCCCACUCAUACACUGCUUCUUCACCCCAACCCUAAAGCUCCCCUCCCCAUCCCAAACAACAAAACCAACAAUGUCACACAUGCACAAAGUGAGAGGUGCAUGUACACCAUGGAAAAGUUCCUUGAAGUCCUCUCCCUUCAGGAACAAACCGUCGAAAUCAAGCGCAAGCAGCGCGCCGCUGCCGCUGGCGCCGCAGGCUUUGGCACGUGUUCCCAGGAGGAUAUGCGGGAGAUGAAGGCCCUCCAGGAGAAGAAGGCCGCCUUCGAGAAGAAGUGGCGUGAGGCGAUAGCCGACCCCAAUGUCCGCCGCCCCACAGUGAUUGAGCUCUUUGGAGAGCUUCAUUACUCUGAAUCUCUUCCUACCUCUCCUCCUCUGGCGACCUUCUCCCCUGGAGAGAGUUCCGGUUCCCUCUCUAGAGAAGUGCGUGGCUCUGGGGAGGAGAGGAGGGACCCAAAUCACGUACGCUGGCCCUCGUUCUGUUGGAAGUAAAUUUAAUUUUUGUUCACAUUUCUUUUUUCCUAGCUAGCUUCUUUCUCUCUUUAUUUUUAAAUCAAAUCACGAAAUAUAUAUGUUAUUCACAACUUGUUUCUUUCACAUUUCGAGCCCCACGUUUUACAUUUCAAUACGUUAUGAAGUGAAAAUAAUUGUUUUUUUUGGUAUAGGGGACGUGAUCAGAGAGGGUAACAACAGCAUCGCUUGAAGAAGAGAUCAGAGGGAAGGUGGCAUGCAUUGUUGUCUUUAAUUAAUUGUUUUCUUUAUUUAAUAAUGCUUUUAUUAAAUG